Molecule: messenger RNA, 3228 nt
Organism: Closterium sp. Yama58-4
Lineage: Eukaryota; Viridiplantae; Streptophyta; Zygnematophyceae; Desmidiales; Closteriaceae
Source: the annotation of a GenBank genome assembly
AUGCGCGGAAAGUUCUCCGCGCAGACGCGGGUUUGGCACGCAGCGACCGAGGUGCAGGAGGACGCGGGGCAGCAGGCAGGUGGGGGGAGCGAGGUGCGCGGUCGCCCGCUCCCCUCCGUCGGCGCAGCUUCCCCUGUACGGGGACCCGUGCGAAGGGCGGAGCUGCCUAUUGCGGGGAGCCUCGUUUUGGGGGGAGGCCAGGCGCAUGGGCACGGGCUGGUCGGGGGAGGCUGGGGGGGAGCAUGGGGGAUCGGCGGAGCGUGGGGAGGGGGGAUCGGCGGAAGCGGAGGCGUCGGGGGGAGCCUAAUGGCGUGGGUUUCCGCGGGGGUGGCUUGGGCGCAACGGCACGUGCUUUUCUUAGCAGCCUUGAUCCUGUUUUUGUACUCGUUAGUAGCUGUCUUUCACGCGUCUAACAGUCCCUCGGAUCCGCGGAUAGGGGGAGAUGGGUCCGCGGCAAGGCUCGCGGCUCUCCGCUCCCCUUGUGGUCCUUCCUCCGCGCAAGGCGCACAGCGCAGCGGUGCUUUAUCCUCGUUACAAGGCGCUGGCGCGUUCGGGCUGGGGCUGGGUCAACGGCAGGGGAUUCCUUCGCGCGUUACUGUGCCGCCCCCCCACCCGCUGUCCCGCUCCGUCGCGCGCGUGCUUCUUAAAGCCACCGCCGUGCUCUCCCUCUCCCAGAGCGUUCCGCGCGCCGUGCGGGUGGCGGGGCCUGGAGGGGGGGAAGACAACGGGGGAAGUAGAGGAAGAGGCCGGGGAGGCGGAGGAGGCGGAGGCGGAGGCGGACGGGGGGAGAUGGGGGGAGGAGAGGGAGACUGGCUAGACGAUACAGAGUCAGGUACACGCGGCCCGCAAUCCCAAUCGCAGCUUCACGCGGAAGACUCCCAAUCCCAAUCGGACGACUCCCCCGAAUCGCCGUCCGCGCGCCUCUCUCUGACCAUCUUCUGCGCGCCCAAGCCGUAUCUCACCGCCUCCCCCGCCUCCGACCCGCAGCGGCGCGCGCUGCUCUCGUGGCUGCGCCUCUCGCUGCGCCCCACCGUGGUGCUGCUAGGAAACGACUCGUCGUUCCACGCACUCGCUAAAGAGUUCCCCGGGAGAGUGGUUGUAGACGCGCGCGUUGACACAAAUUUCUAUGGCGUUCCGCUGGUGCAUUCCAUGCUUGCGCGCGCGCGCGCCGCGCCCACCAUGGUGUCGCUGCUCAUUAACGGGGAUAUACUGUUGCUGGAGGACGUUGUGCCGGCGCUUAGCAAAGUGCAGAGGACGUUUAAGAGCUGGGUGCUUACUGCCGCUCGGUGGGACGUGAGCGCGGAUUUCCCCUUUGCACUAGAAGCACGGGACGGGGGAGGAGUGGAGGGUGGCGGAGCGGGAGGAGGGGAAGAGGGGGAAGAGGGGGGUGGGGGCGAAGGGGAAGGUAUAAGGCAAGCGGCGGAAGGGGAGUGGCUGGUGAUAGGGGAAGGAAAUGGGGCUAGCACCGACAGCAGCAGCAGCAGCGGUGGUAAGAGGCGGAGUUACCUGGUGGGGAGCAGUGUGGUGGAGGCAGAGGUGAGGCGGUAUGUGCGGCGGCAGGGCAGCCUGCACACGUAUGGAGGCGUGGACUUCUGGGCUUGGAACAACUACGUGCAUGGCACUCGUGCUCGCAGCAGUAGCAGCAGCAGCAGCAGUGGGAGCAGAAGAGGCCUGAGUGAGGGGGGUAGUGACGGCGACUGGGAAGGAGGAGGUGGGAACAGGGCGGGCGGUGAGAGUGGUGGCAGCGGCGGCGACGGUGGUGAGGGUGGAGAGGGUGGAGAGGGCGGUGAGGAGGGCGGGGAGGGGAAGGACAACACGCCGCUGUUUGCAGGGGAGAUGCCACCGUUUGCAUUCGGCCGUGGCAAGUACGACAACUGGCUGACCCAUGAGAUCGUUGCAGCGGGGCUCAGGCAGAUGGUGGACGCCAGCGAUGCAGUCACGUCCGUCCACGUGGCGCAUUCUUAUUCGCAUGUGGUGUCGGGGGACGUGGCGGCGGCCAAGGCGGGGUUGAGUUUCUGGAGCACGCGCAAGCAGUCGAGCUGGGAGCUGUAUGCGAACAUUCACAUGUCGCAGACGCACGGGACGUACCGCAAUCAGAAGGGCACUGCGCUGCAUAUUCCCUGGCGCCUGCUCUCCUGCUUCGAUGCUGCUGCAUCCAACAUGUGCUUACAGCGGCGGGUGCGGCCAGCCAACUGCACGUGCGAGUACUCCUCCUUCGUGCCAGCCUCCCAGUCGGACCCGCGCUUUGUCUGUCGCCUGCGUUCCCUGGGCCUGGCCGACAACCUCCUAGUCGCAGCGCUCGACACCGAAAUGUACCGCUUUGCAUUCCUCCAAGGCCUCGCAGUAUACCUCGAGCCAGGCGCCUCCGCCUCCCUCGGCAAACAUGCCUCUCUCGGCACGGACGCCGCCUCUCCCUUCCGCGACUGCCCGUUUGGUAGUCCCUGCUUCCAGGCGUUUACCAAGCUCAAGUCCCAUGCAGUCCUGCGGGUGCUGAGAGCGGGCUACUCUGUGCUUCUGUCUGAUGUGGAUGUGGUUUGGUUUAAGGACCCGUUGCCGUACCUGCUGGCGUUUGGUCCGGGAACGCUGCCGAUCCAGAGCAACGAGCCGAACGCGAGCCUGCCAGGGACAGGCAUUCGGAGGAUCAACUCGGGGUUUUACUUUGCGAGGGCGGAAAAGAUGGUUGUAGAGGCGUUUGAGGCGAUUGUGAGGCACGCGGGGAAGACGAAGCUGUCGGAACAACCGAGUUUUUAUGACGUGCUGUGUGGGGCGCAAGGGGAGCUGGUGGUGCGGGAACUGAAGCAGAAGCAGCCGCAGCAGCAGCAGCAGCAGCAGCAGUGGUGGCUUGGCAGCAGUGGGAGCGGCGCCAGCAAGGAGCAAUCGGGGGGGUUGGAAGGAGCGAAUGCGGGGGAUGAAGAGUCGUGCAUCUGGAAGAAUGGCCUGCGCACGAUUCUCCUGAACCGGUCCCUGUUCCCCAAUGGGGCGGUUCAUAAGUUGUGGGAGCGGAAGAGUGUGGGGAGGGCGUGUCGGGCCAAGGGGUGUGUGGCGCUGCAUAAUAACUGGAUCACGGGGCAUGCGGAGAAGAGAGAGAGGAUGAAGCGGCAUGGGUUCUGGCACUAUGAUGUGGCACGGAGGAUGUGUGUGUGGCGGUGGCAUGAGGAGUAUGGAGGCGAGAGGGAGGAUGCUGAUGCUGAUGCGCGUGCUGCUGCUGGCCAUGCAGAUUCAAGGUGA